This is a messenger RNA of Heteronotia binoei (common prickly gecko), 1625 nucleotides long. Its product is annotated as cytochrome P450 2A3-like. The coding region runs from base 40 to 1524 and encodes 494 amino acids. Gene Ontology annotation, cellular component: intracellular membrane-bounded organelle; cytoplasm. The record is from RefSeq and is a predicted model, not a curated record. Lineage: Eukaryota; Metazoa; Chordata; Lepidosauria; Squamata; Gekkonidae. The transcript has 9 exons. Gene Ontology annotation, biological process: xenobiotic metabolic process. Gene Ontology annotation, molecular function: heme binding; oxidoreductase activity, acting on paired donors, with incorporation or reduction of molecular oxygen, reduced flavin or flavoprotein as one donor, and incorporation of one atom of oxygen; iron ion binding.
UAGGCACAGUUAGCUGGCUGUAGAGUUCCUUCAGCCAACAUGGAUCUCCUUGGGGCUGGGACCAUCUUCCUCAUCAUCUUCCUCUCAUGCCUAAUGACCCUCUCAACGUGGCGACAGAUGCGUGGGAAGAGCAAAAUGCCACCUGGGCCAACUCCACUGCCCAUCAUUGGAAACUUGCUCCAGGUCAAUUUGAAAGACAUGCACGAUUCGCUUGUGAAGAUCAGUGACAAAUAUGGCCCGGUCUACACCAUCCAUCUGGGGCCCCGACGGGCUGUGGUGCUGCGUGGAUAUAAAGCGGUGAAGGAGGCCUUGAUUGACCAGGCUGAAGAGUUCAGUGACCGUGGGGAGGAAGCCACAUUUGACUGGCUUUUCCGCGGCUACGGGGUUGCUUUCUCUCCAUGGAGAAGAGCCAAGCCGCUACGCCGAUUCUGCAUCACAACCUUGAGAAAUUUCGGUAUGGGGAAGCGGUCCAUUGAAGACCGGAUCUUGGAGGAGGCCCACUUCCAGAUGGAGGCAAUUAGGAACACCAAAGGCACACCUUUUGACCUGACCUACAUACUGAGUCGUUCUGUGUCUAAUGUAAUCAGCUCCAUCACGUUUGGCAGCCGCUUCGACUACGAGGAUAAGGAGUUUCUCGCUUUGCUGCACAUGAUGCUGGAAAUUUUCCGCUUCACUUCAACCUCAUGGGGGCAGCUCUACGAAUUCUUCUCUGGGCCCAUGCAGUAUAUGCCUGGACCUCAACAGAAUGCCUUCGUGCACCUUGUUGGGCUGGAAAAAUUCAUCUCAAAGAAGGUGAAAGAACACCAAGAAACCCUGGACCCCAACGCCCCCCGGGACUUCAUAGACAGCUUCCUGAUAAAAAUGCAUCAAGAAAAAAAAGACCCAAACACUGAGUUCUUUCCGAAGAAUUUAGUCAUGACAACGCUCAACAUAUUUUUUGGUGGCACCGAAACCGUCAGCACCACCUUACGUCACGGCUUCCUGAUGCUGCUCAAAUACCCAGAGAUAGAAGAGAAGGUCCAUCAGGAGAUUGACCGGGAGAUCGGCAGGAACCGUGGCCCCACCAUGGAUGACCACCUACAAAUGCCCUACACCGAGGCUGUGAUCCAUGAGAUCCAGAGAUACGCUAACUUAAUCCCCAUGGGCCUAACACGACGUGUGACCCACGACACCCAGUUCCAAGGCUACACAAUUCCCAAGGGGACUGAGGUGCUCCCUUUGCUCGGCUCUGUGUUGAAAGACCCCCAGCAUUUUGCAAGACCUGAUGAAUUUAACCCCCAACAUUUCUUGGAUGAGAAUGGGAAGUUCAAGAAGAACGAUGCUUUCGUGCCAUUCUGCAUAGGCAAACGAUAUUGCUUUGGGGAGCACCUGGCCCGAACGGAACUUUUCCUUUUCUUCACCAGUAUCCUUCAGAAUUUCAGCUUAAAAUCUCUGAUCCCACCAGAGGAAAUCGAUAUCUCCCCCAUGCUGGUUGGUUUUUCUUCCAUUCCUCGUUCUUACAAUAUUUGCAUGAUCCCACGCUGAAGGAGAACAGACGAUACUGACAAAACCGGCUUCAUCACAACUGAAUUUGGCCGUUCAAAGAACAAAGAAGGAAAUCUUAUAAAUAAUGUGAAACAUUCAAA